UCCGCGCAGCCCCGGGGGCGCGCGCCAGCUUCUGAGCGGAGGCCGCGGCAGCCGAGGCGCGAGCCGCCCGAUAAUGGCGGCCUGCAGAGCUCAGGAGCGGGAGAAGCGGCGGCGGCUGCCCUGAGAAACCUCGACCUUGAAGAUGGUGAGUAGCCAGCCAAAGUACGAUCUAAUACGGGAGGUAGGCCGAGGUAGUUACGGUGUUGUGUAUGAAGCAGUCAUCAGAAAGACCUCUGCAAGAGUAGCAGUGAAGAAAAUUCGAUGCCACGCACCUGAAAAUGUUGAACUAGCCCUUCGAGAGUUCUGGGCACUAAGCAGUAUCAAGAGCCAACACCCCAAUGUGAUUCACUUGGAAGAGUGCAUUCUACAAAAAGAUGGGAUGGUGCAAAAGAUGUCCCACGGCUCUAAUUCUUCCCUUUAUUUGCAGCUGGUGGAGACUUCAUUGAAAGGAGAAAUUGCCUUUGACCCCAGAAGCGCCUAUUAUUUGUGGUUUGUGAUGGAUUUUUGUGACGGAGGAGACAUGAAUGAGUAUCUGCUGUCCAGAAAGCCCAAUCGAAAAACUAACACCAGCUUCAUGCUUCAGCUCAGCAGUGCUCUGGCUUUCCUGCAUAAAAACCAGAUCAUCCACCGAGACCUGAAGCCUGAUAACAUCUUGAUUUCUCAGAGCAGACUAGAUACCAGUGACUUGGAACCCACGCUGAAAGUGGCCGAUUUUGGCCUAAGUAAAGUUUGCUCAGCAUCUGGGCAGAAUCCAGAAGAACCUGUCAGUGUGAACAAGUGUUUCCUUUCCACGGCAUGUGGAACAGAUUUCUACAUGGCUCCUGAGGUAUGGGAAGGACACUACACAGCGAAAGCUGACAUCUUUGCUCUGGGAAUUAUCAUCUGGGCGAUGCUGGAGAGGAUCACCUUCAUAGACACAGAGACAAAGAAGGAGCUCUUGGGGAGUUACGUAAAGCAGGGAACCGAAAUUGUGCCUGUUGGGGAGGCACUUCUGGAAAACCCCAAAAUGGAACUUCUCAUCCCUGUGAAGAAAAAGUCUAUGAAUGGGCGAAUGAAACAGCUGAUUAAGGAAAUGCUGGCUGCAAACCCUCAGGAUCGUCCAGAUGCUUUUGAACUAGAACUCAGAUUAGUCCAAAUUGCAUUUAAAGACAGCAGCUGGGAAACGUGACCUCCUGCGCGCAAGCAUCUUAAAUAGGUGCUGCUCCUGAUUCAACAGAGAUGCAACAUUACAUGGCCGAAAAGAAGACGGAAGUCAGACUCCACUUUUUAAGGGUUUAGGUUUUAUUGUGGGGUAGUUUUUUUUCUCUUGUUUUUCUUAAUCCAUGCAGGCCAUCUUAUUGUAUGUUUUGAAUGUGUAUUACCAAUGUGGGUGUAAAAAUUUUUUUCUUUAAAUCAUUGGUAAAAGUUUGGCAGAAAAAAAAAUUCUCUUAAGAGCCAAGCAGAGAAGAGAGUCCAAUUUUCUGGAAAAUUCUUUUAAGUAUUUUAGACAUUCCUUGUCAGUAUUAGGCACUUCCAUGGAAAAAGAGGUUUGCAUGCUGGUAAUGCGACCUUUGAAGCUUUGUAAAGGAAACAUAUAUGUAUAUAUUUAUGUACAUGUAAGUAUGUGAAUGUGUGAAUUUUGCAUUCCACAUGAAGAAAAUGCCACUUCUGUUUAAUUUAUUUGAUACAGGUUUGGGCUUUUGAGAUUUGCUGGUGAAAUUGGUGAUGAAAACCACACAGACCACCUCUCACCCUCCUUCCCUGCCCCUCUUACUACUGGAAACAUGGCUAAGGGUAUUUGUUGUUGUCUUGUUUCGUUUUCCCAGUUUACGUCUCUUUAAAGGCAUCAUUUUGGAGGGUCUAAAAUGGCUGAUUAACCACAAUUGAAACCAAGCAGUUCAAACUGCUGAAGUCCGUCCGCGCUCUCCAGAGCCCCGUAACAUUUCGAGUUGACUUAGUCAUUCAGUCUCACGGUAGAAGGUCGGCGAGGAUGCUGAUGGCUCGCUCAGACCUUUAGGUAACUGAGCAUUUGUUUAAUUAAAGUACUGCACUGGGGCGGGCGUGCACUGGAGCAUCUGCCGUAACCUGAGGAUGCUAUUCUUCUGUUCUGAAAACAUUGCUUUACACGACUGUAAUACUUGAUGUGUUGAUUUCAAGUUUUAAGACUUUAUAAACAUCAGCAUAAAGUUGAAGAAACAAAUGAGCUCAGCCUCGAGUCGCUGGCCCUGGUGUGUCUUCCUGUUGGACCACUGGAGUCCCUGUCACUCUAACUCUGAUGCGGUUUUCUCUUGUCUCAGGUGAGACAGUAAUGGGACUGGUAAUCACUGUCAUAAAUAUUGGUCGCUUUUUUCCAAAGUGAGAGGUGAUGCAUACAGAGUUUGGGAAUGGAUAAAAUUCUAUGCCGUCAACUGCUUCUGAGUAGAAAGUUGUGGGUUUCAUACGGUCUCCUGGGAUUGUCUGUCAGAAAGCAAGACUUAACUCCUGAAGUGAAAUUCUAACUGCAUGGCUGUCUCCAGAUUGUUCCUGCUAAUGCGGGAAAGGUUGCUUUCUUACACCAGAACAGCAGUCUUUAAGAUGAAGUAGAUUCUGCCAUGAUAUCUAGGGAAGCUUUAUAAAGCACGAGAUGCCCACCUCCGGUGCUGGGGUGAAACCUGGGGCCUGGGGGUGUGACAGAGCGGCACACCACUGACCCCAUGGGAGCUUUAUAAAGCACUAAGAUGCAAAAGCCAAAACAGUGCCAGCACAUUGACAUCACAGUUCUCAUCAUCUCAUUGCUCCAGCCUCUACACCUUCGCAGGAGGGGUGGUCGCAGCUCAGCGGAGAGCGCUUGUCUCGCAUGUGAAGGCUCUGGAUUCAGUCCCAGCACUCCAAAAUCAGUAAAUCAGUAAAUAAAAUGUGUUCAGAGGGUAAUAAAAGAUAAAACAGAAAAGAUGGAAUAUGUAAAAUUCUAGCUGAAUUAAUCUGGAAGUUUAAAAAAAACAUGAACGGAGAGGCUUUAAUUAAAUAAAAUCUCAUCAAAUAAAAAAAGGCACAUAUACUUAAUAUCACUUGCAGACUUAACUAAAAUAAUUCUUUCAGAAAUAAGCGGUGGAAGUAUACCGAGCCUUCGUGGUAAUUGACCCUCUGAGUCACAAAGUUGACACGGAUCUGACCAGGGGAUUGAGUUGCAGGAAAUUAGAAGUCAUUAUAAUGCGUAACCUACGGCUUGGCCUGCCAUCAGAUUGACAUGCGAUGUACGCCAACUAGUACCUGUGUCCUUGAAGCCCUGGUGUCCUAAGCACAUAGCUUUUGAUCCCGCCUUCUUGAAAAUAAUGAGUGAUUUGGUUUGUCUUUUGUUUUGGUUGGUACUGGGAGCAAACCCUGGGCCUUGCACGUGCUACACAAAGGCGUUACCACUGAGCUAAAUGUCCAGCCCCAGCUAUAUUUAUUUUGAAAGAUUUUUACCUGUGAAAAAGAAGCCUUCAUUAGAGGUAAGGGUUCGAGGGGAUCAGGAAAUUUCUUCCAGAAUGUUCUCAAGCCCUUGUGUUCUAAAAUAGCUUAUGAUAUCAACAAAAAGGAUAGUAAUUUGUCUUUUGUUCCUUCAAAGGUAUUUAUUAAGUACCUACUGUGUGCUCAGCACUGGUUUAGUUGCUACAACAAUUUAAGAUUUGUAGUUGUAGGGGCUGGAGAGACUGCUCAGCAGUUAAGCGGACUUGCUAUUCUUGCACAGAACUGGAGUUCAGUUCUCAGUACCCAGGUAGGGUGGCUCACAACCACCUGUAACUCCAGCUCCAGGGGAUCCAACACACAUGCAUAAUCUAAAAACUAAAAACAAACCAUUUUUUAAUGGCACUUAGCCAAGCACUUUCUCCAGACUUGGGUAAGAAAUAAACGAUGAGUGAUACUUGGAAAUUUUGGAUAUUUGCUAAAAAAAAUAAAAAAUAAAAAUAAAAUAAAAAAAAAUGCAAUCAAGAAAUUGUGCACAGUGCCUUGCCCAUAAUAGGUACUCAAUAAACAGUUAUUCCUCAUAGUCUGUUGCCAUGGUUUUUAGUGUUUUAUGAAAUUUGUCUUAAUUGAGAAAAAAAAAAAAGACCAAAUAUUUCAAAGCUUAAAGGCAGCUGUGUCCAGUCCCUGUAGGGUUGUACAGUUAGUUCCUAGGGUGUUAAUUUGCACUAGUUGUCACUUAGAAACUUGGGGUUCUGUAGAUUCUUGGUGCUAAGGGAUACUUUGUCAUUCUGAUGAAGUAAAUGUUAAGUGUCAGAUAAAUAGCACAGAAUAGUUUUCUGCAGGUCUGGGUUUUUGUUUCUGUUUUUUUCCUUGCUGUUUUUAAUUGUAAAAUGUUACCAAUCAAACUGUUGUAGCAGCUACAAAAUAAUUCACCAGCAUGACAAAAUAGUCAAAAAGAAAAAGAUGUCAUCAGCACAUCAGAAACAAAAGCAACUUUAAAACUUUUCUUUUAAAAUUGUCAAAUAUAUUUUAUGAAGAAUUUAUAAAGGGGAAAGUAUUGUAAUUUAUUGUUCAUGAGGGUUUUUUUUUUUUUUAAAUAAAGUGAAUUUCAACAACAACAACAAAA
Molecule: messenger RNA, 4531 nt
Organism: Meriones unguiculatus (Mongolian gerbil)
Lineage: Eukaryota; Metazoa; Chordata; Mammalia; Rodentia; Muridae
Gene: Pdik1l
Product: PDLIM1 interacting kinase 1 like
Exons: 3
Coding region: 143-1168 (341 amino acids)
Biological process (GO): protein phosphorylation
Molecular function (GO): protein kinase activity; ATP binding
Source: RefSeq, a predicted model, not a curated record